AUUUGGAUUAUUAUUCACUGGUAGUGUACAUGGUAGGAAAAUUUGCUGGGACUCAACAUGGUUCAAUACAUCUGUUACAUUGAGAAAUGGAUCAAAUUAUGAACACCAACCAGCAAGUGUCUUAAAUAAGAUUUGCGCUGGCGAAUCGAUAAUUGCUGCAGAGUGUAGAGAUGACAAGCUCGAGUCCUUCAGUUUAAUACUGAAUAGUACAGUUAAUCAUUACGUAGCAGUAUGCAAUCAAGUUAUUGGGCUUAUUUGUCAGCCUUAUCCACAUAUUCUGUACGCAAGUUGUCCAGACUUUGCUAUUCGAUACGGUUGCCAGUGUCCAUCAGUAACAUCGACCGUGGGAAGUCAUCUUCGUCUUGAAGAUGCUAUAGAGGUCAAGUGUACAGCAUCACACUGGAAUAUAUCUGUCAACAUGAGUCGCUUGCAGAUGAAGUACCAUUCAGUCAAACCAGCUGAUCUAUUUUUAGGCUCGGAGAAAUGUCAAGGUCAUCUUGAUAACUCCUUUUUGCUUUUUCAACAAAGCUUCAACACGUGUUCCACCUCUGAAAAAUUUAAUACUGACAUGAAUAUUUACAAAAACAACCUUUUCUACAUUGUAUUCGACCCUGUUCGUCCAUAUGUGGUUCUGAAACACGAGUGGACUUUUAAUGUGGAAUGUGACGUCAAUGCCAAUGAAGUAACGUCAUCGCACGUGGAACAUAUUCCGGAAGUACAUAAUGCCUCGUUUACAAGUCACUACCAAUUAUCUAUGACGUAUUUUAGUGACGUUAACUUUUUAAACCGUAUUUCCGGAAAUCCCCUAAAGGUGGUACUUGGCGAAAAUGUAUUCGUUAAAGUGUUCACUACAUUGCCUGAUUGGGAUACAAAAAUGAUACUAGAAACGUGUUUCACGAGGCCAUCAGGAACAAACACAUCAGCUAUGGAUGUCACUUUGAUAAACCAAGGAUGCGAAGUUGACAGAAACACACAUAUCAUCUCGCAGUCUACCCAUGAGACAAGAUUUGUGUACAAAGAUUUCAAGUAUUUCAAUAACAAUGGUGGACUUGACAUAUUCUGUAACGCAACAUUCUGUCACACUUCCGACUUUUCCGCACGGUGUACCCAAGCCUGUACACACACAGUCACGUGAAAUGGAUCAAAAUGAAGACGCCAUAUGAAAUGUAUAUGUCUAAAUCUGAAAACUUAAAUUACCUUUAUUUUUUGACAAAAUAUAUUUCAAAGUUAAAAAUGUAGGUAAUUUGCAGAAUACGACCCCAUAAGACGAUUUGUUUUCGCUUAGUUUAUUGUUAAGUUUUAUAUAAGAGACCUAUGAAACAUUCUUUAUGACGGUCAAAUUACUUUAUAUGUAAAUGUAAUGAUAUACACCGUUGAUUUGUG
Messenger RNA from Ruditapes philippinarum (Manila clam), 1383 nucleotides. RefSeq lists its product as uncharacterized. Lineage: Eukaryota; Metazoa; Mollusca; Bivalvia; Venerida; Veneridae. The transcript has 6 exons. The record is from RefSeq and is a predicted model, not a curated record. The coding region runs from base 419 to 1135 and encodes 238 amino acids.